This is a messenger RNA of Dermatophagoides pteronyssinus (European house dust mite), 794 nucleotides long. RefSeq lists its product as uncharacterized. Lineage: Eukaryota; Metazoa; Arthropoda; Arachnida; Sarcoptiformes; Pyroglyphidae. The record is from RefSeq and is a predicted model, not a curated record.
AAAUUUUUUGUUUUCUGACUUUAUAUUUAAAAGAUUGUUUUGAAAAAAAAUUAAUAAGUUUGAAUUUGAGAAACUUAAAUCAUUGAAAUGGCAUCGAUCAAAAAUGAAGCAGACAAUCAAAAACCUCGAUCAGAGGAACCAUUUUCACCAUCGACAAGAAGUCAGGAAUCAAUUCAAUUUAAAUUUCAAUUGCCACAAAAUUCAUCUAACAAUCGAGAAAAUAAUGAUUUCAAAAUUUCAAAUAUUCAACAAGUGUUUGGACAGCAAAAAAAUGAUUCAAAACGUUUGGUACAGACUACUGAGGAAAAAAAGAAUGUCAACAUUUUUAUACUUCCUGAUCAGGAUUUUCAAAUGACCUUAAGAUUCAUUAAAGAAGAUUCACACAAUGAUAAAUCACAAAAAUGUCCAGUUUGUAAAUCAAAUAUUUCUGUUUCGAAAUCUAAAGAAUCAGAAAAUAUAGCUGAUGAAACAAAAGAAGCUACUGGCAAUUCUGGUACGUCUAUUUUGUCUUUCCAUAGUAAUAUAUCAUUUUGCGAGAAUGAUAUUGAUAAUGUUGAUAAAUGUGAUAAUGAUGAUCGACCAGAAUCAAAACAACAAUCAUCAAAUGAGAAAAUGAAUGAAAACGAAAUAACCCAUAGUCAGAAAAAUUCAUCAUCAAAGUCAUUAAGUUCAAACGAAUCCAUAAGUGAUAGUCAUUCAAAGGAUUCAAAAUCGAAAUCUUGAGUUAAUCACACCAACAACAAAAAUUCUAAAAUCUGAUGCAGUUAAAUGGAUUAUGCGAUGUUGAAUGUUCC